CCCGCCAUGUCGACGUCAGCGGUGAGGACCGAUAUCCCACCUGAUUUCAUAGACGCGCCCAGAAAACGCGAUCAGGACCACAAACCGAAAAACUACCGCGGCUUCGUCGCCGGUGCCUUCUCAGGCAUUACCAAACUAUGCGUGGGACAUCCGUUUGAUACAAUCAAGGUCCGGUUACAAACCUCCGAGAGUUCACAAUUCAGAGGACCCGUCGAUUGCUUGCUUCAGACGCUGCGGAAUGAGGGAGUCAAGGGACUAUACAAAGGCGCCACGCCGCCGCUGGUGGGCUGGAUGUUCAUGGACUCGGUUAUGCUGGGAUCACUGAGCAUCUACCGUCGUUUAUUGAAUGACAAUCUCUUCAACCCUGGGUCGAGAAAAGGCGAGAAAAUGCCCGUCAUAGGUCACUCAAUGGCAGGCGCAAUGGCGGGAUGGACUGUAUCCUUCAUUGCCGGUCCAGUUGAGCACAUCAAGGCGAGACUGCAGGUCCAGUACGCAGCCGAUAAAAGCAAGAGGUUAUACACAGGUCCAAUAGACUGUCUACAAAAGACAUUCAAACACCACGGCCUCCGGGGCAUCUACCACGGCCUCUUCGCAACGCUCAUCUUCCGCACCUUCUUCGUCUUCUGGUGGGGCUCCUACGACCUCUUCACAACCUACUUCCAGCGCAACACCUCCCUCUCAGCGCCCGCAAUCAACUUCUGGGCCGGCGGCCUCUCGGCACAAAUCUUCUGGAUCACGUCGUACCCCAGCGACGUCAUCAAGCAGAAGAUCAUGACGGAUCCGCUGGGCGAGCAGCGACGCUAUGCAGGGUGGAGAGAUGCGGCGAAAGCCAUACAUCGCGAGAAAGGAUGGAAGGGGUAUUGGAGGGGUUUCACGCCGUGUUUUUUGAGGGCUUUCCCCGCAAAUGCUAUGGCGCUUGUGGCGUUUGAAGGCGUUAUGCGGACGUUGCCUGAGUAG
Messenger RNA from Periconia digitata, 957 nucleotides. The record is from the annotation of a GenBank genome assembly. Lineage: Eukaryota; Fungi; Ascomycota; Dothideomycetes; Pleosporales; Periconiaceae.